UUUCCGAUGGAAGCGGCUCGAACCCAACAGGACGAAACGAACGAAUUAUCCUACAUCGUAGAAAGUGUGCUGAAUUGACUAAAGCGAGCGCACAUAAUGGGCUGUAUGGUUGUCCGAAAUGCACUACACGUGGGCGCAGCAUUGGGCACAGAACAGUGUUCCCCAAUAUCGGUUUUGAAUUGAGGACUGACGAUUCAUUUUUAAAUUUGUCGGACCCCCAUCAUCUGUCAGAUCGAUUACCUCCGUUGGCAACGAUAGGAAUUGGGUGUGUUUCCUGUGUACCAAUCGACUACAUGCACAAUGUAUGUUUGGGCGGCAUGAAAUCUCUUCUGAAGUUGUGGGUGGAAACUUCAGGUAAGAGUUAUAGUUUGACACCGGCUCAGAAAUGUAUCAUCGAUUCGCGCAUCGAAGCUGUAAAACGCCAAGUAUGCACCGAUUUUUCUCGGACUCCACGACCUCUGACUGAUUUGAAGUGGUUCAAGGCAACAGAACUACGAUUAUUAUUGUUGUAUUUGGGACCGUUUAUAUUUUUAAACGUGAUGAGCGAUGCGUAUUAUAAUCAUUUCUUAAAACUUCAUGCAGCCAUUCGCAUAUUAUGUCAUCCUGUUAAGUAUCAAACGGAAAAUGAUAAAGCGAAGAAUUUACUAGAAGCUUUCGGCCAUGAGUUCAUGACGUUGUAUGGAGAACAUCGGUUUGUUUAUAAUUUUCACUUGCUCACACAUCUGCCCGAUGAUUGUCUCCUACACGGCUGUUUGGACUCGUUUUCUGCCUUUCCGUUUGAAAAUUAUAUGCAAACUUUGUUACGCUAUGUAAAAAAAUCAUCAUAUCCCUUACAACAGUUUAGAAAUAGAUUUGGUGAGCACUUGAAGUAUGACGUUACGAAAAAAGCAUUGCUACGGCAACGAGGGUCAUCCUACUCUGUGAUCACAAACAGACAGAAUACUAUAAUUUCGAUAGAUGGAAGAGAUAACUUCAUAUGUAAAGAAAAUCAAAUUUUCAAAGUGCAAAACAUCAAACGAGUAGGUAAACAUAUGAUUCUCGACUGUAAUGCUGUAAUGGAAUUGAACUCUCUAUACGUUGAACCUAUGGAAUCAAUUGCCAAUGGAGUUUACUAUUGUCGCGAUGAGCUUAUAUUUUGUGAUGUAAUGAUGUCAAUUGACGCAAAUGAGGUGACCAAAGUACAACGCAUAGUGCUCGAUGAAAUAACAGGUUUUAUAGAAGUAUUACAUACUGGUGUUUAAAAAUGAUUCCGUUUGGUAUAAAUGGCUAUGUAGUAUUAAAUAUUAGAAAAAAUAUAAUAUAAUGUUUUCAUGUUUGAUCCGAAAAUUUAAAUACAAUACGUGGCAUUCAAACUGGUCCAAAGACGGUGUAUUUUUUUAAGACAUAGUUUCCCAAACUGUGGGUCGCCCUCAGGGGGGUCGUAGACAGGUCUCUAGCGGGUCGCGAAAAAAAAUCUAGUUAUAGAGUAUCUUCUGUAUUCUCGGCAGUUUUGUUAUACUUCACCAUAAAGGAGCUUUGUCGGCCGAUUAGCCUCUAAUUUUAACACAAGAUGCGUAUUAGUACGAAAAAUGUUGAUGCAAAUUUUUAGCCCAUUGAGUCGCAAAAAAAUUACAAAACGAAAAGAACCGAAUAUACAACAAAUUCCCCUAAAUUGUAAGUAUAUCGAUUUUUACUUUUUUCACGGUAGAAGAUCUUCAACUUUUGUCUGAAACACGGGCUUCAGAUACAUUUUCAUUAAUUAAAUGACUCUUUUUUAUGCAUUAUGAUCCACUUUGUCCUAAAAAAUGCAUUUUUUGGUCAAGCUUAAGCCGACAUGACCGUCAAACAACCUAGUACCACAUAAAUGCUUAAAAUGCCCUUUGAAAAUCCCAAAAUGAGCCUGAAAAAGCUUAACCUAUUUUAAACAUCUCAAUUCUUCCAUGAAAAGAAAAAUUUGAUUGUUGGUCGUACUCUGCAAAAGUUUGGGAACCUCUGCUUUAAGGGUCUAGAUAAGUCUCAUCUUACAAAAUAGAGAGGUAGUGUUUUGGGCUAAGUACUA
Messenger RNA from Aedes aegypti (yellow fever mosquito), 2038 nucleotides. RefSeq lists its product as uncharacterized. The record is from RefSeq and is a predicted model, not a curated record. The coding region runs from base 294 to 1241 and encodes 315 amino acids. The transcript has 2 exons. NCBI's taxonomy places the organism in Eukaryota, Metazoa, Arthropoda, Insecta, Diptera, Culicidae.